This is a messenger RNA of Dipodomys spectabilis (banner-tailed kangaroo rat), 1699 nucleotides long. RefSeq names its product fibroblast growth factor 16 (gene Fgf16). NCBI's taxonomy places the organism in Eukaryota, Metazoa, Chordata, Mammalia, Rodentia, Heteromyidae. The transcript has 3 exons. Bases 304 to 927 code for a protein of 207 amino acids. The record is from RefSeq and is a predicted model, not a curated record. Gene Ontology annotation, biological process: positive regulation of protein phosphorylation; fibroblast growth factor receptor signaling pathway; positive regulation of gene expression. Gene Ontology annotation, molecular function: fibroblast growth factor receptor binding; growth factor activity. Gene Ontology annotation, cellular component: cytoplasm.
UGCGAGGCGGGGAGGGAUGGAUGCGGAGAGGACGCGGUCCUCUGACUGAGAGCAAGGUCAGAAGCGCGCGGCCCCACGCUCCCCGCCGCUGAGAACUUCCUUGGACGCCAACAGACGUCUCCUGCAGCUGGGCAGAGCGCACAGCUAGCAAACGAGCCGAGCAAACGGAGCGAGCCAACGGAACGAGCACCGCCGGAUCGCCCGCGCCCCGCCGCGGGGAGAAGCAGUUCGCGCCCCCCUGCGGUCCCGGCUCGGGCCCCCGUGUGCGCCCAGCACAGCCCGCGCCGCCGUUGGGCCCCCGCCAUGGCGGAGGUGGGGGGGGUCUUCGCCUCUUUGGACUGGGAUCUGCAUGGUUUCUCAUCAUCUCUGGGGAACGUGCCCUUAGCUGACUCCCCGGGUUUCCUGAACGAGCGCUUGGGCCAGAUCGAGGGGAAGCUGCAGCGGGGUUCGCCCACAGACUUCGCCCACCUGAAGGGGAUUCUGCGGCGCCGCCAGCUUUACUGUCGCACCGGCUUCCACCUGGAGAUCUUCCCCAACGGCACGGUGCAUGGCACCCGCCACGAUCACAGCCGCUUCGGAAUUCUGGAGUUCAUCAGCCUGGCAGUGGGCUUGAUUAGCAUCCGGGGUGUGGACUCUGGCCUGUACCUGGGGAUGAAUGAACGAGGAGAGCUCUAUGGAUCGAAGAAACUCACACGUGAAUGUGUUUUCCGGGAACAGUUUGAAGAAAACUGGUACAACACUUACGCCUCCACCUUGUACAAACACUCAGACUCGGAGAGACAAUAUUAUGUGGCCCUGAACAAAGACGGCUCACCCCGCGAGGGAUACAGGACUAAACGACACCAGAAGUUCACUCACUUUUUACCCAGGCCAGUAGACCCUUCUAAGUUGCCCUCCAUGUCCAGAGAACUCUUCCGCUAUAGGUAAUGGACCUGGGGAGGGGGAGGAAAGGGGGGAAAAUCUGUGACCUUAGUAAUUCUGAGGCCACGGCUGUGUCUACAAGCACUAUACUCAUAGCUUUCCAAGUCUUCCUAUCAAUUUAGAUAACAGAGAGGCACUUACCAUUCAACUUGACCCAGCUGUUGAUCCCUGGUUGUUCAAAGUGUAUAUGAAGGUUGAGUUAUUUUGGGGAGGGAUGUGGGGGGAUGGGGCGGGCCUGAGGGAAAGCCUGUAUAUACUUUUUUUCUUUAAUCAUGUUCUUUCCUCUGAGGUGGAAUGACAAAGAAUUGGGGAGGGGGAUGGGCGUGGCAGGGGAACCCUGUCAAGGGUCAAGGGUUGUCUUGCCCCCACAAUCCUCCCAAAUGCCUUGAGAAUGGAUAUAAAAGAAAGACCAAGGAAUCUGCCACAGAUGCUACCUACAGAGCUUUGAAAAAGUCUCCUGAAGAAAAUCCUCAGGGCUCCCGCCCUGCUGCGAGCCGGCCUCUACUCCGGCUCUGCUGAUUUCUCAUUCGUCCUAACAUGCAGUUUUCCUGCCAUUGCAAGUGGGAAGAGGGCUAGGCUGUAUGAAAAUCAUAUUCAAAUGUUAAGCAUGGAUACUGUGCAUAAGGACAAACUAUUUAUGAAAUGUAUAUGCUAUUUAUUUUAUAUAUUUAUUUAUUUCAAAAAAUAAUUUUAUUUUUAAUGAGAGAUGCUAUGACUGGAUUUUCAUCAGAAAGAAUAAGGUCCUACUGAAACAGGAUAAAAAAUGACUUAUUAAAGG